ACACCCCCGCUCAGAGGAGAGAGUGUGUGAGUGUAGCAGCAGUUAGAGGAGUUCAGCUCAGUCACUGACAGUCCUCUGCAGGUCAGUACUGGACCCUGAUCUCUCAGACCAGACCGGUGACCAGCCUGUAGAGCAGCCCGGAGACAUGGACAAAGACGAGCUGAUAGUCCCAAAGGACUUUCCAGAGCUGAAGAAUGACACAUUCUUACGAGCAGCACGCGGUGAGGAGGUGGAGCAUGUCCCGGUGUGGUGUAUGCGUCAGGCCGGCCGCUAUUUGCCAGAGUUCCGGGAAGCCAGAGCAGGAAAGGAUUUCUUUGAGACGUGCCGCUCCCCUGAAGCCUGCUGUGAGCUUACACUACAGCCGCUAAGACGCUUCCCUUUUGAUGCUUCGAUCAUUUUCUCAGACAUCCUGGUGGUUCCACAGGCGAUGGGUAUGGAUGUCCAGAUGUGUCCAGGAAAGGGACCAAUAUUCCCAGAGCCCCUGAAAGAGCCAGACGAUCUGCAGAGGCUUCGGCCCAAAGUAGAUGUGGCCGCUGAGCUCGGCUAUGUCUUCAAAGCGAUCACCCUGACCAGACACAAACUGGAGGGCAAAGUUCCUCUGCUUGGCUUCACUGGUGCACCAUGGACUUUAAUGUCCUACAUGAUUGAGGGAGGAGGCUCCACCACCCACUCAAAGGCAAAGCGCUGGUUGUACAGACAUCCAGAGGCCAGCCACAAGCUCCUGAGGCAGCUCACUGACGUUAUUGUAGAGUAUCUGCUGGGCCAGGUGAAAGCUGGUGCACAGGCCUUGCAGGUGUUUGAAUCCCACACUGGUUGUCUGGGCCCAGCAGAGUUUAAGGAGUUUUCCCUGCCGUAUCUGAGGGACAUCGCUCGCAGGGUUAAAGACAAGCUGAAAGAGUCUGGACUGGACAAUGUGCCUAUGAUUGUGUUUGCCAAGGAUGGUCAUUAUGGUCUGGAGGAGCUCUCCCAGUCCCACUAUGAGGUGGUGGGUUUGGACUGGACCAUUGACCCUCGCUCAGCACGUGAGAGGACCGGAGGAAAGGUCUGUCUGCAGGGUAACAUGGACCCCUGUGCACUCUAUGCCACUAAGGAUCGAAUUUCUGAGAUAGUGAAGAAGAUGGUCGAAGGUUUUGGCACCAAAGGCUACAUUGCCAACCUCGGCCAUGGUGUUUACCCUGACAUGGACCCCGAGUGUGUGGGUGCCUUUGUGGAUGCCGUCCACACGCACUCCCGCCAGCUUAUCAACCGCAAAUAAGCAGUCCAGCCAGAAGAAACAGCACACUCAGACCACCCAGCAGCUCACAAGCCCUGAUAAACAACCAGUUCAAGCCUGUUUCAUCUGUUCCUGCCUGUUUUAGCUACAUAACAAUCACUUAUAUACAGAAUGUGGAACAGUUUUGUAUUUUGAUAUAUUGUGUGAAUUGAGGCGCACUAAUGUCGGUCAGUCAGUGUUGUACUUUCUUGCUAGCUGUACUGAACCUUCUUGUGGCCUUUAGAUGUAUGCACUGGAAUCCUGACUGAAACCGAGGGACCUAUUGAUAAAUAUAUUAAUGUGAAAUGCCAGCAGAGAAAAGUGGAUGAAUGCUGCUAGUCAGUGUUGGCAUUAAAUGCUACCCAUUUAUAAAAAUGGUCUGAUUGAUCAGAUGACAUUUGUAAGCACUGGUGUAUUGAUAGGCCUGUAAGUGAAUGAUUUUGUAUUUAGCAAAAUAAAGAAGUAUCCUUUUAUCA
Astyanax mexicanus (Mexican tetra) is the source of this 1728-nucleotide messenger RNA. It is a transcript of the gene urod, whose product is annotated as uroporphyrinogen decarboxylase. Gene Ontology annotation, molecular function: uroporphyrinogen decarboxylase activity. Gene Ontology annotation, cellular component: cytosol. The transcript has 10 exons. The coding region runs from base 146 to 1255 and encodes 369 amino acids. Gene Ontology annotation, biological process: heme biosynthetic process. The record is from RefSeq and is a predicted model, not a curated record. NCBI's taxonomy places the organism in Eukaryota, Metazoa, Chordata, Actinopteri, Characiformes, Acestrorhamphidae.